AUGCGGCAGAGGAGAUGGGUAAAGUUGUUUAGUGAUUAUGAUUGUGAGAUACGAUAUCACCCAGGAAAGGCUAACGUCGUAGCCGACGCUCGUAGUAGUAAAGAAAGAGUGAAACCUUCCCGUGUGAGAGCUUUGGGAAUGGUAAUUCAGACAAGCUUGAAAUCUCAAAUCAUUGAUGCCCAGGAGAAAGCGCUAUUCAAGGAAAAUCUUCCAGGCGAAACCUUACAUGAUUUGAAAGUGAGAUUUGAAACCAAACCUGAUGGAUUUCAUUAUUUUAAGGACAGGGUCUGGAUUCCAAGGGUUAACGAUCUGAGAGACAUGGUACUAGAGGAGUCUCAUCGAUCUAAAUACUCAAUCCACCCUGGAGCGGAUAAGAUGUACAAGGAUCUUAAAGAGUACUAUUGGUGGCCUGGAAUGAAAAGGGAUAUUGCCUUAUAUGUUGGGAAGUGUUUAACUUGCUCAAUAGUCAAAGCUGAACAUCAAAAACCAUCCAGCUUAUUGCAACAACCUGAAAUUCCCCAAUGGAAAUGGGAGCAGAUAUCAAUGGAUUUCGUUACCAAACUUCCUAGAACAGCUAAAGGUCACGACUCAAUUUGGGUCAUAGUGGAUCGACUGACGAAAUCUGCUCAUUUCUCCCCAUUUGGGAAGACUUCAAGAAGGAAAAAUUGGCCGAAAUCUACAUCAACAAAAUUGUUUCUCUGCAUGAAGGCACUAGGAACCAAGAUAGAUUUGAGCACAGCUUACCACCCUCAGAUAGAUGGUUAUCACACGAGUAUCCAAUGUGAUCUAUAUGAAGCAUUGUAUAGACGCAAGUGUCGUUCUCUAUUGUGUUGGACAGAAAUCGGAGACAAACAAUUGACUAGACUCGACCUUAUCAAGGAAACAACUGACAAGAUUGCUAUCAUCAAAGAUAGGCUUAAAGCCGCCAGAGAUCGUCAGAAAAGUUAUGCGGAUAAUCGUCGAAAACCAUUAGAAUUCCAAGUUAGAGACAAGAGAAGAUUCCACAAGAUGAAAAAGGAUAAGCUGCUAUGUAACGUGAAAGCCAUGAGAAUGAUCAGAUUCGCAUUGCAAUAUGAAACUUUUUGUUUAGUCGGUUCAUGCACGACGGCUAAAGAAUUACGAGAUAGGUUAAAAGAAAUGUACUCAACCGAUGAGGAUCUAGUACACUUGAUCCAAACCUUGUUGCUCUCAGAAUUUGGAGCUUUCGAACAGAAACCUGAAGAGAAACUGAUACAGACCUUCGAUCACUUCAAUCAUCUCCUCGGCAAGAUGAUCAAGCAUGGCAUUGGAAGAAAAUUGAUUGAGAAAAAGGUGACCUUCAUGAAUGGUUUAAGACUACAAUAG
This is a messenger RNA of Lactuca sativa (garden lettuce), 1344 nucleotides long. NCBI's taxonomy places the organism in Eukaryota, Viridiplantae, Streptophyta, Magnoliopsida, Asterales, Asteraceae. The record is from RefSeq and is a predicted model, not a curated record.